UUCCCUAUUAAAAUGGGUGAACCACCCUGUUCACCAAGUCAUACCUGCUCAGGAGAGCCCCCUGUGGACUGUAAUGACACUGCACCAUGUCUUGUGGAUACCAUGGUUAAGGGGAAAACUGGGAAGAAGAACAAAAAAAUUAAUAAGAAAAGACAAAGUGCUGCAUGUCAAAUGAAAACAGACAGUGAGUGCACUCUGGUCACUGCUGAGCAGUCACCACCCUCGCAACACUUGCCUGAGCACCUUGAAAAAAGGUCUGCAGGAUCGAAGAACAAAAAGAACAGCCAAAAAACAAGAAUCCUUACACCUGCAACUUCACUAGCAAGAUCCUCUCAUCAAGAAGAUCCCAGCAGUUCACAGAAAGCAUCAGCUACCUGCGCCCAGUCAACCCAGACGGAGUCUCCUCAACUCCAGUCUUUCCAAACGCAGUCAACACAAACCCCUCCAAUCCAGGGUAUACACUCGCCAUCAACAGAAUCCAAGUCAACACAGACACAACAUUCCAGUUUUUCCUUACAACAGGCAUACUGGGGAAGAUCUUUCACAGAUCAAUCAACUGAUGAACAGGAAACCCAAUCCAGCUCCAGAAGCAGUCAUCUAACUGUGUUAUCCUGGAAUAUAGAUUGCCUCGAUACAGACAAUAUCUCUCACCGGGUCAAAGGCCUACUGUCACAAUUUGGAAAGUACAGUGCAGAUGUAGUACUGUUGCAAGAGCUUGUUCCUGGUUGUUUGACGACAUUACAGAACAUUAUGAAAGACUAUCAGUUUCUGCAAGGCAGUGAGGAUGGCUAUUUCACUGCCAUUUUGCUCAGAAAGGACAGAGUGCAGCUGCUCCAGAGCAACAUAGUGAAGUACCCCACCACAGAGAUGGGUAGGAACCUGCCAAUAGCAAACGUGAGUUUUUUAGGGCAUCCACUAUGCAUUAUGACAUCUCAUCUGGAGAGCUGUAAGUCCAACUCUCAAGAACGCUUGAAUCAGCUGCGGAGAGUCUGGAAAUGGAUCAAAGAGGCUCCAGAGGACCACACAGUUAUAUUUGGAGGAGAUACCAACCUUAGAGAUUGGGAGGUGAAGAAGCUCGGGGGGCUGCCGGAUGGUAUCUCUGAUGUGUGGGAGAUGCUGGGGGAACCGGAGGAAAGCAAAUACACCUGGGACACAUCCAUUAAUGAUAACAAAGAAAUCCCUCAUUCUAUAUGCCUGCGAUUUGACAGACUUUUCCUCAGAGCAGCUGCAGAGGAUGCCCAUUUACGGCCAGAAAGCAUGACCCUGAUUGGUCUGGAGAAGCUGAAGUGUGACUAUUUCAUCAGCGAUCACUGGGGCAUCCUAUGUGCCUUCAAAUGUGAGGUAUCAGAAGAGCAGCGUGUCAAUGAAUGA
This is a messenger RNA of Sinocyclocheilus anshuiensis, 1371 nucleotides long. RefSeq names its product tyrosyl-DNA phosphodiesterase 2-like. The transcript is spliced from 6 exons. Bases 13 to 1371 code for a protein of 452 amino acids. Lineage: Eukaryota; Metazoa; Chordata; Actinopteri; Cypriniformes; Cyprinidae. Gene Ontology annotation, biological process: double-strand break repair. Gene Ontology annotation, molecular function: 5'-tyrosyl-DNA phosphodiesterase activity; single-stranded DNA binding. The record is from RefSeq and is a predicted model, not a curated record. Gene Ontology annotation, cellular component: PML body; cytoplasm.